AGACUGACUUCCGCUGAACACAAGACAUGUACGUUAGCACACUCUUCAAAUCAGUAUAGUUUUCUUGUUUAGGGAUUCUCCAUCAAGUGGAUUUUCUAGAUUUCUGAAAGAAUUAGCUUUAGAAUUGGGAAUGUAUAUAUAUGAAAAAACAAAGCCACAUGGUAGGAUGGCUUUGUGUUCCUAAAUGAGCUUCGAGCAAUGGGGAGACAGAGGCAUGUGAAUCCUUGUCUCAGAAGAGAGUGGCCCUUAUAGCUGGCUCUUCACCACUCAUUUCAUUUACAGUAUGGUUUUCCGGAUAUUCAUUGAUCUAUAUAUAUGCAAUGAUCAAGUUCAGUAUGACCAACUCAAGUCUUCUCCUUCCCUAGUAUUAGAGCUCUUUUUUCUUUUGGAAAGUCCUUUCAAUUGCUUUUCUUGUUUAAUUUGAUCAGUUAAAAAAAUUAAACACCAUGAGUUUUCGGUUACCUGGAAUUGGUAACACCAAGAGAAGUCUUACUAGAUCUUUAUCUGCUUCAAAGACCUUAGAUAUGCCAAAAGGCUAUUUUGCAGUUUAUGUUGGGGAGAGCCAGAAGAAACGGUUUGUGAUUCCAAUAUCAUACUUGAAUGAGCCUAUGUUCCAGGAUUUGUUGAGUCAAGCUGAAGAAGAAUUUGGAUACGAUCAUCCCAUGGGUGGUAUCACAAUCCCCUGCAGUGAACGUACCUUCCUUGAUCUCACUUGUCGCUUGACUGUGUGAGUGAGUGCUAUGAAGUGAAUCUAGCUCUGAUUCAAAUUCAUAUCCAAAUCAUCCUCAUUGCAGAAUUCACCAACUCGAGGGAUGAGUAGAGGCUAUGGGGGAAUCUGUAAUCCUGAAGCUUCUUGUGAGGCUGUGCACUGAGAAGAUCAAGACGGAACACAGAUUAGCGCAGAAAUCAAAACACAGUAAAACUCUGAAAGCAUUGGCUCAAGAAUCAGGACUCCAAAUUUAAACUCAGAGAGAGAGAUAGUCGAAUUCUAUCUUUGGAACCAAUGUACCUCUUUGUUAUUUGUUCUCCAAGAAAAUCUGGGAAUAUAUAAUAUUUUUAAAUAUUCCUCAAUCCUUCUUGUUUUCUAUUGUCAUUA
This is a messenger RNA of Rosa chinensis, 1096 nucleotides long. RefSeq names its product auxin-induced protein X15. Gene Ontology annotation, biological process: response to auxin. The transcript has a single exon. The record is from RefSeq and is a predicted model, not a curated record. NCBI's taxonomy places the organism in Eukaryota, Viridiplantae, Streptophyta, Magnoliopsida, Rosales, Rosaceae. Bases 447 to 731 code for a protein of 94 amino acids.